This is a messenger RNA of Rhinopithecus roxellana (golden snub-nosed monkey), 1340 nucleotides long. RefSeq names its product ribosomal protein S4 X-linked (gene RPS4X). Gene Ontology annotation, cellular component: cytosolic small ribosomal subunit; ribosome. Gene Ontology annotation, molecular function: RNA binding; structural constituent of ribosome. Lineage: Eukaryota; Metazoa; Chordata; Mammalia; Primates; Cercopithecidae. The record is from RefSeq and is a predicted model, not a curated record. The transcript has 8 exons. Bases 126 to 917 code for a protein of 263 amino acids. Gene Ontology annotation, biological process: translation.
GUCCCGGCGCGCCAGCAAAGGGCUGAACUGGGCGGAGCAUCUGAAUAGCCGGCGCGCGCAGUCUCCGGGCCCAAUUUCUACGCGCACCGGAAGACGGAGGCCCUCUUUCCUUGCCUAACGCAGCCAUGGCUCGUGGUCCCAAGAAGCAUCUGAAGCGGGUAGCAGCUCCAAAGCAUUGGAUGCUGGAUAAAUUGACCGGUGUGUUUGCUCCUCGUCCAUCCACCGGUCCCCACAAGUUGAGAGAGUGUCUCCCCCUCAUCAUUUUCCUAAGGAACAGACUUAAGUAUGCCCUGACAGGAGAUGAAGUAAAGAAGAUUUGCAUGCAGCGGUUCAUUAAGAUCGAUGGCAAGGUCCGAACUGAUAUAACCUACCCUGCUGGAUUCAUGGAUGUCAUCAGCAUUGACAAGACGGGAGAGAACUUCCGUCUGAUCUAUGACACCAAGGGUCGCUUUGCUGUACAUCGUAUUACACCUGAGGAGGCCAAGUACAAGUUAUGCAAAGUGAGAAAGAUCUUUGUGGGCACAAAAGGAAUCCCUCAUCUGGUGACUCAUGAUGCCCGCACCAUCCGCUACCCCGAUCCCCUCAUCAAGGUGAAUGAUACCAUUCAGAUUGAUUUGGAGACUGGCAAGAUUACUGAUUUCAUCAAGUUCGACACUGGUAACCUGUGUAUGGUGACUGGAGGUGCUAACCUGGGAAGAAUUGGUGUGAUCACCAACAGAGAGAGGCAUCCUGGAUCUUUUGAUGUGGUUCACGUGAAAGAUGCCAAUGGCAACAGCUUUGCCACUCGACUUUCCAACAUUUUUGUUAUUGGCAAGGGCAACAAACCAUGGAUUUCUCUUCCCCGAGGAAAGGGUAUCCGCCUCACCAUUGCUGAAGAGAGAGACAAAAGACUGGCGGCCAAACAGAGCAGUGGGUGAAAUGGGCCCCUGGGUGCCAUGUCAGACCUUUGAGUCUGUGAGCUACUUCACUACAAGAACUUGGAGUCCUCGCCUUUGCAUUCCCGGUGCCCAGCAAAGUGCCCACCUCCAAAGGUGCCCAGUAAAUAUCAAACAAAAUGCCUUCAUAUGAUCCAUCCAGAAGAACGUUGGAGUUUCUAGAACCAAAUUAGGAGGACUGAGCCUUCUUCAGUCCCUAAUUCAGGAGCACCACCUCUCUGCUUUCCCCCACCUCUCCCUGAAACCCCAGUCUUGCCGUGGCUGUUUGUCUGCUGUGCCAGGCCUCCUUCCCUGCCUCUCAGAGUCCUCUCUCCCUUCCCCCAUCCGCCCCCUGCUCGCCCGCCUGAGUACAGGCUAUUAUCUGGGGGUGGUAAUUAUUGCGAGUAAAUUGGAAGUUGUUUUGCA